AUGGGAAAAACGCAAAUAUGGGAAAAACGCAAAUAUGGGAAAAACGCAAAUAUGGGAAAAACGCAAAUAUGGGAAAAACGAAAAUAUGGGAAAAACGAGAAUAUGGGAAAAACGAAAAUAUGGGAAAAACGAAAAUAUGGGAAAAACGAAAAUAUGGGACAAACGCAAAUAUGGGACAAACGCAAAUAUGGGACAAACGCAAAUAUGGGACAAACGCAAAUAUGGGACAAACGCAAACAUGGGACAAACGCAAAUAUGGGACAAACGCAAAUAUGGGACAAACGCAAAUAUGGGACAAACGCAAAUAUGGGACAAACGCAAAUAUGGGACAAACGCAAAUAUGGGACAAGCGCAAAUAUGGGACAAGCGCAAAUAUGGGACAAAUGCAAAUAUGGAACAAACGCAAAUAUGGGACAAGCGCAAAUAUGGGACAAACGCAAAUAUGGGAAAAACGCAAAUAUGGGAAAAACGCCAAUAUGGGAAAAACGCAAAUAUGGGAAAAACGCAAAUAUGGGAAAAACGCAAAUAUGGGAAAAACUAAAUAUGGGAGAAACGCAAAUAUGGGAAAAACGCAAAUAUGGGAAAAACGCAAAUAUGGGAAAAACUCAAAUAUGGGAAAAACGCAAAUAUGGGACAAACGCAAAUAUGCGACGUACGUAA
This is a messenger RNA of Schistocerca americana (American grasshopper), 660 nucleotides long. RefSeq lists its product as uncharacterized. The transcript has a single exon. The record is from RefSeq and is a predicted model, not a curated record. Lineage: Eukaryota; Metazoa; Arthropoda; Insecta; Orthoptera; Acrididae. The coding region runs from base 1 to 660 and encodes 219 amino acids.